AACUUCGAUGGCAACACCACGGGAAAAAAACUCGCCGCGUUUUUGUUUUUGGUUAAUUUAAACGGAUUUUAUCACAAUUUCUCUCCGAUUUUAUCCCUUCUCCUAAUAUGCUUCUAUAUAUAAUUAAAACUAAAUCGUUUUUUCAAGAUAGCUAGCGAUAAAUUAGUGUUAUCCAGCGAUUAAAGCACCAAAUUGUUGCCACCAAAGAGGAAAACUCAUUAAUAUUUUCGGCUGCUGGGAAAUAAAACAUGACAACUCUAACAAGACAAGACCUGAAUUUCGGACAGGUCGUUGCUGACAUCCUCUGCGAGUUUCUGGAGGUCGCUAUUCAUCUUAUCCUGUAUGUCCGUGAAGUUUACCCCUCUGGGAUAUUCCAGAAGAGAAAGAAAUAUAAUGUACCUGUGCAGAUGUCAUGUCACCCUGAGUUAAAUCAGUAUAUCCAAGAUACACUACACUGUGUGAAGCCCCUCAUUGAGAAGAACGAUGCAGAGAAGGUGGUGGUGGUCAUCAUGGACAAAGAGCAUCAUCCAGUCGAGAGAUUUGUGUUUGAGAUCUCCCAGCCAACUCUUCUCUCUAUCAGCUCAGACACUUUACUGUCACAUGUGGAGCAGCUGCUGAGGGCGUUCAUCCUGAAGAUCAGCGUCUGUGAUGCUAUUUUAAAUAAUAACCCGCCAGGGUGUUCUUUUACAGUACUCGUGCACACCAGAGAUGCCGCUACUCGCAACAUGGAGAAGGUUCAAGUCAUUAAGGAUUUUCCAUGGAUAGUAGCAGAUGAGCAGGAAGUUCACAUGAGGGAGCCAAGACUUAUUCCUCUGAAGUCCAUGACAUCUGACAUAGUCAAAAUGCAGCUGUAUGUAGAAGAGCGAGCACAGAAAACGUAGGCGCACGCUGGGUAAGAAGGGCAGAUCCUGCUGCAAGAGUUUUCCUGCAACAUGAUGUUCAACACAUCCGAUCAGUGCUGGAUCAAUAACUGCUGUUGAACACUUGGAGCAAUCAGGUGCGAAACAGUCCACGUUGCAUAUUUUUUUCAAGCGCAUGCAUGUUGCUGCUGCCAGUGCUCGGCGUCGGAUUAUAACAUUGCAACAAAAGCCGUGAAAAGAAACAACAAAGACCUUUUAUCAAUCUCCAGUUGGUCCGGACAGAUCAUUGAAUGUAUUCCAUAUAAGUGUCAACAUAUUGACCUGUUUUACUAUUUUGAAACAUUGUUUUUAGUCAAACAUGGUAAUUGGAGUGUAGAAAAAAAAACUCUUCGGCCGUAAAAUUCAAAAUGAAAUGAACAUUUUUGGAAGCAGAACAUCUUCAUUCUACAGCAGCCGUUUGUCUUUUCAGGCUCAUUCUUUAUGCCGAUGAGCUUCUUAUAGAGAUUGUUGUUCUGUCACCAAAAGUCAGUCUUUCCUUCUUUAUUUGUGAGGUGAUGUCUGAAGUUACUGUAUUGAUCUGCUGAUGAAUAGCAGCUGCAUUUAUCAGAGAUGAUGGAUCAAACCUGCAGAAAGUGGUUUAUUUUGGUGUGGAGACUUCCUUUGUAAUCCUCUGUAAAUGCACAUGUUUACAAAGUACAUUUGCUACCAAUGUAUUAUGUUACAACUGACUUGUACUGCUAAAAGUAAUCAGAAUAUGUGUAAAAUCAACAGUUUUGAAAUGAAAUAAAACCGGUUUUUAAGUAAG
Molecule: messenger RNA, 1665 nt
Organism: Cololabis saira (Pacific saury)
Lineage: Eukaryota; Metazoa; Chordata; Actinopteri; Beloniformes; Belonidae
Gene: mad2l2
Product: mitotic arrest deficient 2 like 2
Exons: 8
Coding region: 249-881 (210 amino acids)
Cellular component (GO): zeta DNA polymerase complex
Source: RefSeq, a predicted model, not a curated record